This is a messenger RNA of Hymenoscyphus albidus, 2025 nucleotides long. The record is from the annotation of a GenBank genome assembly. NCBI's taxonomy places the organism in Eukaryota, Fungi, Ascomycota, Leotiomycetes, Helotiales, Helotiaceae.
CAAUUUACAUUUCCCGAUUUCCAAGUAAGCUUAUUAGACAAAACAAACCCAACCUCGCUUUUUCUAAAUUUUCACACAAGGUUCUCUUUCUACACUUUGAAAGAUCUCCACCAAUUGGAAACAAAAUACUGUAUACCUGCGACACGAUUGAAGACAAAAGAUCCGGAGAAAGUGACCAUAGAUCGAUGGCGGAUAGCAGCACAGUACCUGGACUCUCGCGACUGGUAUCAAGAACAAAUCUUGACGAUUACUCACACUAUGGUGCACAUACGAAUACCAGAGAUGCCGAUGCGUCAAACGAAGCAAGCAGCAUUGGGUCAAAUUUGUCAAAUGAAAAGAGGUCAGAUGUAGAUGAAGAUUUAGGUCAUGAAACCAUGCCAGAUAUUGGAGACGAGGGUGGAAAUGAAAGGAGUAGAGACGUCGAGUCUGGUCUGAAUCUGGAGAAGGCAGAAUCGAAGCGAAGUGUACGCGACCCCAGCCUCAUUACUUGGGAUGGACCCGAGGACCCAGAAAAUCCUAAAAAUUGGACAAUCAGACACAAAUGGGCUGCCGUUUUCAUUGUAUCCUCGUUCACCUUUAUUUCGCCAGUCUCAUCUUCGAUGGUUGCGCCAGCUAUAACCUCCAUUGCAAAAGAACUCGACAUCACCAAUCAAACCGAACAGUUCAUGACCCUAUCAGUUUUUGUUCUCGCUUACGCAAUAGCACCCAUGUUUCUAGGACCUCUAUCAGAAACUUAUGGGAGAGUUAUAGUUUUGCAGUUGUCCAAUCUCCUCUAUCUUAUCUUCAACUUGGCUUGUGGAUUUGCUCGAACCAAGAACCAAUUGAUCGUCUUUCGGUUUUUAUCAGGAUGUGGAGGAAGCGCACCCUUAGCAAUUGGUGGUGGUGUUUUGGGCGAUCUUUUCAAUGCAGAACAGCGAGGAAAAGCGAUGAGUAUGUAUAGCCUCGCUCCUAUGCUUGGUCCAGCCGUAGGACCGAUAGCUGGGGGUUUUAUUACUGAGAAUACUAGCUGGAGUUGGGUGUUCUACGCAACAUCCAUCGCGGACGCUUUCAUUCAGGUAAUGGGACUCUUCUUCUUACAGGAAACCUAUACACCAGUUCUCCUAGAGCGCAAGAAGAACAGACUGAUCAAAGAGAGCGGGAACUCGAAUCUGCAUACCGAAUUCGACAGGCCUGAUCGUACUUUCUCAAAGACACUCAGAAUCGCCGCUAUUCGACCCUUCAAACUUCUCGGCACACAGAUCAUCGUUCAGGUGUUAGCACUUUACAUGGCCUACCUUUACGGCCUAACGUAUCUAGUUCUCUCCACCUUCCCGGUACUUUGGACUGAACGUUACCACGAACCUAUCGGAACGGGAAGUCUGAAUUACAUUUCGUUAGGUCUAGGGUUUUUCCUAGGAUCCCAAGGUGCUGCCUAUUUCCAGGACAAAAUCUACAAAGCUCUGAAAAACCGAAACAAUGGAGUAGGAAAGCCGGAAUUCCGAGUACCUCUUAUGCUACCUGGUGCACUUCUCGUGCCCAUAGGGCUUUUUUGGUAUGGAUGGAGUGCCCAAGCACACUUACAUUGGAUUAUGCCCAAUAUUGGGGCGGUUAUAUUCUCCGCGGGAACGAUCAUCGGAUUCCAAUGUAUCCAGAGUAUGUUAUUCCCACCUCACUUAAGGCUCUCAACUAAUUUUGUUCUCUUCUGUAGCUUAUAUUGUGGAUUCGUACACCAGGUUCGCAGCCAGUGCUUUGGCUGCUGUGGCUAUGAUUCGAUGUAUUGCUGCCUUCGGAUUCCCCCUCUUUGCGUCGUAUAUGUAUAGCGCUUUGAACUAUGGAUGGGGGAAUAGUCUUCUGGCGUUCAUUGCUAUUGGGUUGGGUUGGCCGGCACCUAUCCUACUAUGGAAAUUUGGAGAGACGUUGAGGAAGAAGAGCAAGUUUGCUACUGGUUAAUCAUUCGAACCGGGCACAGCUUAGAGUGCUCCUCAUCUUGUUUUGUAUGUUAUUAACGAGCUAUUGGUAUAUGUAUAAAGGAGAAUUCGGGAGGAG